Molecule: messenger RNA, 2568 nt
Organism: Teleopsis dalmanni
Lineage: Eukaryota; Metazoa; Arthropoda; Insecta; Diptera; Diopsidae
Product: zinc finger protein 502-like
Exons: 8
Coding region: 157-2448 (763 amino acids)
Biological process (GO): regulation of DNA-templated transcription
Cellular component (GO): nucleus
Molecular function (GO): RNA polymerase II cis-regulatory region sequence-specific DNA binding; zinc ion binding; DNA-binding transcription factor activity, RNA polymerase II-specific
Source: RefSeq, a predicted model, not a curated record
CAAAGACUGAACAUACUUUGUUCUCAAAUCAACAGAAAACAGAUGUUUUGUGAUUGAUAAUGACUGCAUUUCUAAUCAAAGACUAUAGUUGGUAGUGUUUUUCGUGAAAAGUUGCGAAAUUCUCAUCCAAACAUAUGCAUUUAAGUGAAAAAUAAAAUGGAUACAAAUGCAACAUUACUAUCGUGUAGAAUUUGUGGUGAAUUUUUUGUAGCGUCUGAAUCUCAAUUACAUAUAAACCUUUUUGAGCCAAUGGUUGGCAUUGAAGCAGAAUUGGAAUUUAUACGAAAAGAAUUGAAAAAUUGGAAUCUAAAUAUAACACCAAACGAUGGACUUCCGCAGUGCAUUUGUUACAGUUGCUUCACGAAAUUUCUUAGCAUAUAUUCGUUUUAUAAUGACUGUGAAGCGGUACAGAAAAAGUUUUUGAGUGCAAUGCUUCCAAAUGGCGAUCCAACUGAAUGCCUACAAUUGUUACAGAAUAGUGUUCCAACAACUAGCGACAUAAAUUAUGAUACCAUUGGAACAACAAACGAAGAAGCUGAUGGUAUCAAUGGCAUGCAAAUGGUUGAUGAUAAAGUCGUAACGCAAGUUUUAAAUAAUAUGGAUGUCUUCGGAAGUGAUUUUCCAUGUUUAGAUGGAAAAAUAUUGCUUGAACCAAGUACAGAAUUUGUUAGUAAUACAAUGGAGCAGUCCAAUUAUGAAAAUAAUAAUUCCAUAGAUGUUGCUUCGCUGCUAAAUGCAACAGACGUAAAUAAUGAAGAGACAAUAAAUGAGGAGAAAACGCAAUUUAUGUCGGAAUGUUCGACAAAAUCCAGCACUACGGAAAACUCAUUUAAUGAGAUAAAUGAUUAUUUGGAAGAUCUAGAAGAAAUGCUACAAGGCAGUAUAAUACCAACCAAAUUAAAUAAAAAGAAUGAAACAAGUAUAAAUUGUGAUUUAAAUAAGGAGUGUGAUGCAUCUGAAACUGAAAUGUAUGACUCAGAUGAAAAUUCAUUAAAUUCUCGUCUUCGUGAUAAUCCCUUCGCUUGUCAGUAUUGCUACUGUCAAAAAAAAGGUGCUGUUGAUCAUUUAAUAUUUCAAGAUUCAGAAGCAUUGUCUCAACAUUAUUUUGAUGCACAUGAUCCAAAUUUACCAUAUACCUGCCCGCACUGUACAAUAUCUUUCAAAACAUCUAAAAUACGUGAUAGUCAUGUGAUACGUAUGCAUGUUUCACGUGUCGGUGCAAGGAGCUGCGAAUACUGUAAACGCGGUAUACGCAGCUCGAAGGAGGGACAUGAAAGUAUGUGUACAUAUAUAGGCGAUUGGGAGUGUACAGUAUGUGGAUCAAAAUUCAAGCAAAUACCAUUGCAUCGCUUUCGUGCACAUCAGCGUAUGCACGAAAGAUCAGACAAAUAUCGUUGCAGUAUUUGUGCACGGACUUUUGUACGUCGUGCCAAUAUGGAAGCACAUGAACAAUUACAUCUGUCGAAUGAAACCAAACUUAAACAUUGUGAUGAAUGCAACUCGGCAUUUACUAGUGAAUACAAACUUAAAAAACAUAAAUAUUCCAUACACCAUGGAGAGAUGCCAGUUGCUUGUGAAUAUUGCAAAAAAGGUUUUGUUAGCCUUGCAUUUCUCAAUCGUCACAUGCAGCACUUCCAUACAGAUAAACUGAACUCAAGCAAUACAAAUGCUCUUACUUGCACAAAUUGUGGUAUCAGUUACACAUCAGUUCAUAAGCUACGUAAUCAUAUGCAACGUCAACGUGAUGAGAAUGGCAAAUGUAUAGAUUCUCCAAUGAAACGUAAAGAGAAAAGACGUGAGGAUCGUGCUGGAAUUCUAUUGUGUACAUAUUGUUCGAAGCGUUUUCAUGUAAAAUCUGAACUGGAAAGACAUUUAAGCAUACAUGAUCCACAGUUACGUCCACACCAGUGUCUACAAUGUAACAUACGUUGCAGGACUGCAAGCGAAUUGAAGCAGCAUGUGAAAGCAACACAUUUACUUGAAAAACCACACGAAUGCGAACUUUGUGGAAAAUUUUUCACUUCAAAAAAGAAUCUUAAUCAGCAUGUUCUCUUUCAUAAUGAUUGUACAAUCCCCUGCACUGAAACUGGCUGUAAGUAUAUGGGGAAAAAUAAAAAAGCCCUUACAGAUCAUAUCUUUCAUGUACAUCAUCAGCAGUCUUGUGAAUAUUGUGGCGAAUUAUUCACAAGAAAUCGUUUAGCAACUCACCUACGAAAUGUGCACAGCAAAGAACUAUCCGUCGAUGUUAUCGAUAAUCCACCAAUGCAUUAUAAUGCUAUUGAAUCAAUUCAAGCAGAUCUUUUAAGCAAUGGUUCUACAGAUUUAGUAAGUUUAUCUGAUAAUGACUUGCAAGUCUAUACGGAAAAUAGCGAACAAAUGGCAGAUUUUUUUUUGGACUCAUUAAUGGAUGCCGAAAAUGAACUUGCGGUUUUUACAAGCAAUAACUAAAUAUUUAAUUUUACUAUGAAUUUGUUACCUAACCUAAGUAUUAAUCUAAAUAUAUAAUCUCAACUUGUAAUUAUCAAAUAAGAUUUUUUCUUAAAGCGCAACUAAAUUCUAUUAUUAUAA